Molecule: messenger RNA, 415 nt
Organism: Spea bombifrons (plains spadefoot toad)
Lineage: Eukaryota; Metazoa; Chordata; Amphibia; Anura; Pelobatidae
Gene: GNRH1
Product: gonadotropin releasing hormone 1
Exons: 4
Coding region: 90-362 (90 amino acids)
Biological process (GO): multicellular organism development
Cellular component (GO): extracellular region
Molecular function (GO): gonadotropin hormone-releasing hormone activity
Source: RefSeq, a predicted model, not a curated record
CAGGGGUAUAAAUACAGAGCAGUAAGAGCAGAGAUCUCAAGAUCGUGAAGAGCAGGAGCAUCUACCCUCAACCAGUCUCAUUUUUCAGGAUGAGACGCUGUGGAGCUCCAAUCCUUGUCCUCGUGGUCCUCUUCUUCUUCCUUGACCAUGGUAGCCACGCUCAGCAUUGGUCCUAUGGUCUGCGUCCAGGAGGUAAAAGAGACGCUGAAUCUCUACAGGACUCGUACGAGACUCCCAACGAGGUUGCCUUGUUCACAGAACCACAGCGUCUUGAGUGCUCGAUCCCUCAAAGCAGACUCAAUGUCCUGAGAGGCGCCCUGAUGAGCUGGCUGGACGGUGAAAACCCUCGGAAGAAGAUGUGAAAUAUCGCACCCUUCUGUGUAAAUCCUAAUAAAGCUGAUAUGCUGCAUACAAA